CCGGUCUGAUUGUAGGAGUGGUGGCCACGAUAUGUAUGGUGUACAGGAGAGGACAGAAGCCUCGUACAGAAACAGACAACGAUCUGACUGACCUCCCCCCUGCUCAUAAGCCGGCCCCUCCGCCACCCAAGAAAAAGAGCAGCGACAUGAAAGGCGGCCUGACGUCUGACGAGAUCCAGGUUGUUCAUCUGGACAAGGAGGAUGAGAUACAGAAGAUUCCUCUCCAACCUCCAUACUAUGACAUGGCACAGUCUGAGUCCACCGCGUUCACCGAUAAGCCGAACUCUGGGAACGAAGAGCUACCGAACCCAGCUGAAUAUGUGAGCUGCCAUCAUCCGGGCAAACAGGAACAAUUUAUUGAACCUCCACCUCCUUCUGCCUACCCCCCUGUUACCUUCCUGCCCCAGAAUCCUUACACCCACCGCCCUACCAAUACCCCCAUGUACACCUUCCAGCCCAACGCAGCCCCUCCCGCCCCCCGACCCCCGUUUAACUACCCCAAAGAGCAGUCCGUCUAGACCCACAGCCAUCCGAGCUGGAAGACGCCCCAUCGCCCUAUACAGGAUAGCCAUUAAGCGUCACACCUGGAGAGAGCAACACUUCCUUCCUCAUUACUGUUGUCCUGCGCUGGCCACAUCAGGAUGCGGGCGGUCUCUCGGAACAAUGAAUAAAAGUGUCAGUAGUUUGUGGACCUGAAACCGUGUGUGUUGUGCACUGCAUGUUUCACUAUGAGGCUGUGGUUAGGACCCCUAGUCUUGUGCUGUAAAUAUAGAAACACCUCACCACAACUCUACACCCUCCCUCCCCUCACAACAGCACACCUCACUUCUCCUGAACACAGGGUAUCAGCCUUCUCUCUGCCUAAACCUCUCUUAGAUCUUUCCCUCCUUUAUUUUAAUUCUGCCAAGUGUCUGACCAUUGACAGUGUUUCAAGAAAUUGUCACCCAAAAGGGAACAUUUGGUCAUUAUUUAUGCACUCUCAUGUGAUUUCAAAGCGUAUGCUGAUAUUUUUUUUCUAGAGCAUAGAAGAUGAUUUUUUUUGAAUAACCUUCUAUCAGCUCUUUUCGGAGAAAUGGUUCAAGUUAAUUAUGUCAGGUUCCAAAAAGGACACUUUAAAGAAUAAAGUUUCUUUAUUGGCCUCAGUUGUUAGAUGGUGAAAAUUUAACAUCUAUGGAAACUUUCCAUUCCACAAAAGCUUCUUUUUAGUGAAAAAGAUUUCCAAUUGCAUGAGGUCGAGUAGGUAAUGACAGAACUGUUUCUUUGUCAUUGUAUCACCUUUUUGCUUUCUUUCUUUCUUUCUUUUUCUCUUUCAGUGAGUUUUGUUUUAUCGAUUGUUACACAUUUGCGUGUUACUAUUUUAUUCUUCAGAUUAUAUUUGCUUGCUUCUUGUUGUACAUGCUUGAGUUGAGUGACUGUUAAAAUGUAACAUUUUAUUUAUUUAAUGACAUUUUGUCAAAAUUAUGACAUGGCACAACAUCCCUACAGUGACUCUGCUGAAACAGCAUUAUAUGGGUAAAUUGGACGUGCCCGUUUUUCCAAAUAUAUCCAAAUAGAUAUCCAAAUAGUACCAAAUAUCAAUAAAAUAUUUAGUCAUUAUAAUCUAAAAUGUGAAUGUUCCCUCUGCUCUACAUGAAAAAAAUUAAAGGGCUCUAUUUCACUUCCUCUCAUAAGAUAUCAUCCGACACAAUGUCACAAAUGAAACACUUCAUUUUUGAUGGCAUAAACACUUUCAUCUUGUUUUGCUUGUAGUUACCAAAGAAAUAGAGCAUUUCAUAUUUUCUUCAACACAAAUGUUUACAUUUGGUAUUAUCAAAGAUUUAGAGAGAUGAACGGAUUCUUUUCAUCAAUAAACUCAUCCACGUUUCAAGCGAUCCAGAUAAUCGUAACUCUCAUGUAUCAGUUUAUUUCUUUGAAAUCUUGUUGUUAAAAGAUAACGUGUUUUAUUUCCGUUGCUGCUGUAUUCAUAAGUGUAGGUUUUCCUUGAAAAUGCAUGCGUUUCCAUACAGUUUUAUUUUCAUCAUCUCUUUUUGUUAAACCUACUAUUAAUGUCCUAUUUUGUUUCACUGGUUAACCUACACAAAACCUUUUCAGGGGCAAUCCACAACUUUCUUCCUCAUUAAGCUAUUUUUAAAAGAAAAACAUAUGUUGAUGUAUUUUUUUAGAGAACGAUCCUCAAUAUGCUCUUACUGUCUAGAACAUAUUCAGCAUCAUAUUCAGUCCUGAUCCCUUACGAAGAGCCAACACAAAUCACCACUGCCCUCUUUACAACCUCAACCAGACCUCUUUAAAGAAUGAGAUCGUCUGACAAGAAUGACGCUCAUGUUGUUAAGCCAUGUCAAAUGUACAUGCUGGAAAAGAAAAAUUAAAAAAAAAAUGUGCUCAAUGUUUGUGCUCAAUGUGAAAGUUACACGUGAUAAAAGAGAAACCCUUAGAGUUGUUCAGGAUUGGUUUUAAAAAUGUAUUUUUGCAGUGGUUUAUGGGAUAGGUUACAAUAUGUGAAGCUACCUACUGUGCACACCUUUCUGUCUGGCAUUGAUUUUUAUGUGUGUACUAGCGUAGCGUUAGAAUCAUCUGUGGUUCCUGGGUCACAUUGCUGGAAAGAAAUAUCUGUCCCCAUGUCACAUGUUUUGGAUUAUUGCUUCCACAUGUAUUAUUAUUAUUAUUUUCUUCAACACUGAAGAUCAUUUGCCACUAGUUCUUUUUUUUUUUUUUUCCUACUGCCUCGUAUAAUUUGAAAUUGUAAAUUGUUUUUCUUUUCUUCUGAAAUUGUGAUAUUAUUUUAUUUAAUUUCUAUGUUUGCAAUCCUGCCGAGUUUGUUUUUUACACGUGAGCUGUAGGUUUUUGUUAAUAUUUUCUAACACAUACAAUGUAUAUAUUAUAUCUUCAUGUUUGUAAAGGAAAAUCAUCGUCCGAGUCAUUGUGAACACAUGAACUCAAUCAUUGUAUGUGUCACUGCUAGUUAUUCUUCCAUAUGUGAAGUAUUAUGACUUUUUUGUCUUUUUUUUACAUGGGGAUUAUGUUUGGUGUAAAAAUUAACUUUAUGUACCAGAUGUGUGAAA
Molecule: messenger RNA, 3059 nt
Organism: Onychostoma macrolepis
Lineage: Eukaryota; Metazoa; Chordata; Actinopteri; Cypriniformes; Cyprinidae
Exons: 4
Coding region: 36-518 (160 amino acids)
Source: RefSeq, a predicted model, not a curated record